UUCCGCUUCCCGAGGAACGCUUGGGCUGUUGUACGGGUUCCCUACGGGACUCUGAAGACUGAGGAUAUCCGGCCCGGAGCGUUUGUGCGGCGCGGAGUUAAGCGCCCCGGCAGUAACUUAAGGGAAGUGGACUAGGGUUGCCGCUGCCCAGAGCGGUCCUUUAGUUUCCACUGGAGUGGAGGGGAGAGUGCUGCCAUGGCAGCCCCUGCGCAGCCCAAGAAGAUCGUGGCCCCUACGGUGUCCCAGAUCAAUGCGGAGUUCGUGACCCAGUUAGCAUGUAAAUACUGGGCUCCCCACAUCAAGAAGAAAUCACCUUUUGAUAUAAAGGUUAUUGAAGAUAUAUAUGAAAAAGAGAUUGUCAAAUCAAGGUUUGCUAUUAGAAAGAUAAUGCUCUUGGAAUUUAGCCAGUAUCUUGAAAAUUAUCUCUGGAUGAAUUAUUCUCCUGAGGUAUCCAGCAAGGCCUAUUUAAUGUCAAUCUGCUGUAUGGUGAAUGAGAAGUUUAGAGAAAACGUGCCUGCAUGGGAGAUUUUUAAGAAGAAGCCAGACCACUUCCCAUUCUUUUUUAAACACAUCUUGAAGGCGGCAUUAGCUGAAACUGAUGGUGAAUUUUCACUUCAUGAACAGACAGUCUUACUACUUUUUCUUGAUCAUUGCUUCAAUAGUUUGGAAGUAGACUUGAUACGAAGUCAAGUACAGCAGCUUAUCUCCCUCCCAAUGUGGAUGGGCUUACAGCCGGCACGAUUGGAAUUAGAAUUAAAAAAGACACCUAAGCUAAGAAAAUUCUGGAACUUGAUUAAAAAGAAUGAUGAAAAGAUGGAUCCAGAAGCAAGAGAACAGGCAUAUCAAGAGAGGAGAUUUCUUUCACAACUCAUCCAGAAGUUUAUCUCUGUGCUGAAAUCAGUCCCACUGUCUGAACCUGUCACUAUGGACAAAGUUCAUUACUGUGAAAGAUUCAUUGAACUUAUGAUUGAUCUAGAGGCCCUGCUACCCACAAGGCGCUGGUUUAAUACCAUCCUGGAUGACUCCCACCUUCUGGUUCACUGUUACCUUUCCAAUCUUGUUCGUAGAGAAGAGGAUGGCCAUCUUUUUUCCCAGCUUUUGGACAUGCUUAAAUUCUAUACUGGUUUUGAAAUUAAUGACCAAACUGGAAAUGCUCUGACAGAGAAUGAGAUGACCACAAUUCACUAUGAUAGAAUUACUUCUCUACAGCUUACCCUAUGUUGGUUGAGAGUGCUACCCUGUGAGGUCUUUUCCCAGAGUUCCAAACAAAAGCAAGGCACAAUCAUAAGGUUUUUGGUCUCUCCUUCAAGUUCUCUGCAGCCAGAGUUUCCCUUGGGACUUUCUUUUAGUCUUGUUCGACCAGUUCUUGAUAAUCAAAGAGCUGCUUUUGCACAUUUUCCUGAACUCUAUGAUUUUGCCCUCUCAAAUGUGGCAGAAGUAGAUACUCGGGAGUCCUUGGUCAAGUUUUUUGGACCUCUUAGUUCUCUAUUCUGCAGUUCAAACACUCUCCACCAGGUGGCAUCAUACCUCUGCUUGUUGCCAACUCUUCCCAAAAAUGAAGACACAACUUUUGAUAAAGAAUUUCUUCUAGAAUUGCUGGUAUCUCGUCAUGAACGUCGAAUUUCUCAGAUUCAGCAGUUGAACCAGAUGCCUUUGUAUCCAACUGAGAAAAUUAUAUGGGAUGAAAAUAUUGUCCCAACUGAGUACUAUUCUGGAGAAGGUUGUCUUGCUCUUCCCAAAUUGAAUUUGCAGUUUUUGACUCUUCAUGACUACCUGCUAAGGAACUUUAACCUCUUCCGCUUAGAAUCAACUUAUGAAAUUCGUCAGGACAUUGAAGAUAGUGUCAGCAGAAUGAAGCCAUGGCAAUCUGAAUAUGGCGGUGUAGUGUUUGGUGGUUGGGCACGAAUGGCCCAGCCCAUUGUGGCUUUCACUGUCGUUGAAGUGGCCAAACCCAACAUAGGUGAAAACUGGCCAACCCGAGUUCGUGCAGAUGUUACCAUAAAUCUCAAUGUCAGAGAUCACAUCAAGGAUGAAUGGGAAGGUCUUCGUAAGCAUGAUGUAUGCUUUUUAAUUACCGUACGUCCCACAAAACCUUAUGGCACUAAGUUUGACCGGAGGAGACCUUUUAUUGAGCAGGUUGGCCUGGUUUAUGUCAGAGGCUGUGAAAUUCAGGGCAUGCUGGAUGAUAAAGGACGUGUCAUUGAAGAUGGACCUGAACCCAGACCCAAUCUUAGAGGAGAAUCAAGGACAUUUAGAGUGUUUUUGGAUCCAAACCAGUAUCAACAAGAUAUGACCAAUACUAUACAAAAUGGAGCAGAGGAUGUGUAUGAAACUUUUAAUAUAAUAAUGAGGAGAAAACCAAAGGAAAAUAACUUUAAGGCUGUGCUGGAGACUAUUCGGAACCUGAUGAAUACUGAUUGUGUGGUACCUGACUGGCUGCACGAUAUCAUUUUAGGUUAUGGGGACCCAAGUAGUGCACAUUAUUCGAAAAUGCCCAAUCAGAUUGCCACCCUUGAUUUCAAUGAUACAUUUCUCUCCAUUGAGCAUUUAAAAGCCAGCUUCCCUGGUCAUAAUGUUAAAGUAACUGUAGAAGACCCUGCUCUACAAAUACCCCCUUUCAGGAUAACUUUUCCAGUAAGAAGUGGAAAAGGGAAGAAAAGGAAAGAUGCGGAUGUGGAAGAUGAAGACACCGAGGAAGCAAAAACCUUAACUGUUGAGCCCCAUGUUAUUCCUAAUAGGGGUCCUUAUCCUUAUAAUCAACCCAAACGUAAUACGAUUCAGUUCACUCAUACACAGAUAGAAGCCAUCCGUGCUGGAAUGCAGCCUGGGCUGACUAUGGUUGUGGGCCCACCUGGUACAGGCAAAACAGAUGUGGCAGUUCAGAUCAUAUCCAACAUCUACCACAACUUCCCAGAACAGAGGACUCUAAUUGUUACUCAUUCCAAUCAGGCCCUAAACCAGUUGUUUGAGAAAAUCAUGGCAUUAGACAUUGAUGAGCGCCACCUACUGCGUCUUGGUCAUGGAGAAGAAGAGCUGGAGACAGAGAAAGAUUUCAGCAGGUAUGGAAGAGUUAAUUAUGUUCUGGCUCGAAGAAUAGAACUUUUAGAAGAAGUCAAACGAUUGCAAAAGAGUCUAGGGGUUCCAGGAGAUGCCUCAUAUACCUGUGAAACUGCAGGCUAUUUCUUCUUAUACCAGGUAAUGUCUCGCUGGGAAGAGUAUAUCAGCAAAGUGAAAAAUAAAGGUAGUACAUUGCCAGAUGUUACGGAAGUCUCCACUUUCUUCCCUUUCCAUGAAUACUUUGCAAAUGCUCCUCAACCCAUUUUUAAAGGAAGAUCUUAUGAAGAAGACAUGGAAAUUGCUGAAGGAUGUUUCAGGCAUAUUAAGAAAAUCUUUACGCAGCUUGAGGAAUUCAGAGCCUCUGAAUUGCUUCGAAGUGGACUGGACAGAUCUAAAUACCUUUUAGUGAAAGAAGCCAAAAUUAUUGCUAUGACCUGUACUCAUGCUGCCUUAAAACGACAUGACUUGGUCAAGCUAGGUUUCAAGUAUGACAACAUUUUGAUGGAAGAGGCUGCUCAGAUUCUGGAGAUAGAAACUUUUAUCCCUCUUCUUCUACAGAAUCCUCAGGAUGGAUUUAGCCGACUAAAACGAUGGAUUAUGAUUGGCGAUCAUCACCAGUUACCUCCAGUUAUUAAGAACAUGGCCUUUCAAAAGUACUCAAACAUGGAGCAGUCUCUCUUCACUCGCUUUGUUCGCGUUGGAGUUCCGACUGUUGACCUUGAUGCUCAAGGGAGAGCCAGAGCAAGCUUGUGCAACCUCUACAACUGGCGAUACAAGAAUCUAGGAAACUUACCCCAUGUGCAGCUCUUGCCAGAGUUUAGUACAGCAAAUGCUGGCUUACUGUAUGACUUCCAGCUCAUUAAUGUUGAAGAUUUUCAAGGAGUGGGAGAAUCUGAACCUAAUCCUUACUUCUAUCAGAAUCUUGGAGAGGCAGAAUAUGUAGUAGCACUUUUUAUGUACAUGUGUUUACUUGGUUACCCUGCUGACAAAAUCAGUAUUCUAACAACAUAUAAUGGCCAAAAGCAUCUUAUUCGCGACAUCAUCAAUAGACGAUGUGGAAACAAUCCAUUGAUUGGAAGACCAAACAAGCUUUAUGCAAGAUAGCUUCAAACUAGAAACAGGCCAACUUUUCAUGAAAAGAUGAGUGGACAAAACUGUGGUAUAUUCGUUCAGUGAAAGAAUACUCAAAAAGGUAUGAAUUUCUCAUGUACACAUACGUGAAUAUAUCUCAGAAACAUGCUGAUGGAAAGAAACAGGACACAAAAGAAUAUAUCCUUUUGAUGCUAUUUUUAUGUAAUUCUAGAACUGGCAAAAAAUAAUCUGUAGUGACAGAAAGUAAAUCAGUGGUUGCCUGGGGCUGGGGGAUGCAGAUUUGACCAAAAUGGGGCCUGAGAUGAUGGACAUUUUUAUUGUGGUGGUGGUCACAUGGGAAAAUGUAUUGUCAAAAUUCAUCAAAUUGUACACUUGAACACAUUUUAUUGUGUAUAAACUAUACCUCCAUGUAGUUGACUUAAAAAGUGUUUUGUAAACUUCCUAAAGAUAGACUAUAAAUUACAGUAUCUGCAGGGUAAGCAAUAAACUUUUUGUCAAAUUGAUGAAAAGAUAAAUGUCUGAGUUGCCAGUAUUAGUGACUGAAACCUUUCUGAACUUCCCUAUUUGUACAUACACUUUUUUUCUUUCUUUCUUUCUUUUUUUUUUUUAAACAGGGCCUUACUCUGUUACCCAGGCUGGAGUGUAGUGUCAUGAUCUCAACUCACUGCAACCUCCACCUCCUGGGCUCAAGCAAUCCUCCCAACAUAGCCUUCUGAGUAGCUGGAACUACAGGCACGCGCCACCAUGCCCAGCUAAUUUUUGUAUAAUUUGUGGAGAUGGGAUUUCACCGCAUUGCCCAGGCUGGUCUUUAACUCCUGGGCUCAAGCAAUCUGCCCACGUUGGCCUCCCAUGUACAUAUAUUUUCAAACUGAACAGAAAGUGCAAUGAAGAUUAUUUGUUUUUUUUCUUUGAUGGAGGAAUGCUGUAGACAUUUACUAGUGAUACGUUAAGUAAUAAAUAAGCAUACUAAGUUAUAUUGCUGAGCAUCAAACUGGGAUACCAGUUAAUAAGCUAGACAUAGUCCCUGCUUUCAUGAAGUUUUGCAAUCUAAUGGGGGAAGACUGUUAAUUCCAAAAAUAGUUAUUUAGUUAUCAGCAAAGGUAAAGACAAGUGCUGUAAGUGUGAAUAACAUAAGGAUGUAGUUUGAUCUGAUUAGUAUGGUUUCUUUAAUAAUGUUCAUUAACUUGUUCUUGGAAUUCCAAGCCUAUGAUUAUGUUUCUUUUGGGAUUGAUUAAGGAUAAGAUGUUUGUUUCUAGCACAUUAUUUAAAUGAUCUCUAGUGUCUUUUGG
Molecule: messenger RNA, 5438 nt
Organism: Gorilla gorilla gorilla (western lowland gorilla)
Lineage: Eukaryota; Metazoa; Chordata; Mammalia; Primates; Hominidae
Gene: AQR
Product: aquarius intron-binding spliceosomal factor
Exons: 33
Coding region: 196-4161 (1321 amino acids)
Biological process (GO): mRNA splicing, via spliceosome
Cellular component (GO): catalytic step 2 spliceosome
Molecular function (GO): mRNA binding; helicase activity
Source: RefSeq, a predicted model, not a curated record